AUGAGAUUCGCGCUGCUUCUCCAAGUCCUGUUGCGAUGCACAGUGGCACUGUCCAAAGUCGGCCAUGAGCCUCCGUCUGGAGAGACAGUGAUCAAGGAACUAGGACCGCUGCUAUCAAAGGGCGCGGCUAUUGUGUUGCCGUCGUCUAAGGAAGGUGAGGAACUGCAGAUUCGAGCGUCGAGUCCGCGAAUUAAGCCAGGGUAUGUGGCUGUUGUUGAGGUUGCAAGUGAGAAGGAUGUCCAGGAGACGAUCAAAUAUGCUAAUCGUCGCUCAACUCCCUUCCUCGCCGUAUCAGGCGCCCACGGCUGGCCAAGUUCACUCAACAAAGUCCACGGCGGAAUCCAAAUCAACAUGCGCAAGUUAAACACCACAACGCUCAGUCACGACGGAAAGUCAGCUACCGUGGGCGGAGGAACGAUGCAGUACGAAAUCACGGCAGCGCUCUUCAACAAGGGAAAGCAGGCGGUCACCGGAAUAUGCGAAUGCGUGUCAACUAUCGGACCGCUUCUCGGCGGCGGCCACUCCAUGCUCCAGGGUCGUCAUGGCUUCGCCUCUGACAAUCUCAUCUCUGCACGUGCGGUCCUCGCUGACGGUAGCGUAAAGAGUGUUUCUCAAACGCAGCAUCCGGACUUGUUCUGGGCGCUGCGCGGCGCAGGGCACAACUUUGGCGUGGUGACGAGCUUCCAGGUUAGGGUGUUUGAAGUUACUGAGAAAUGGACCAUGGUGGCACUGAGCUUCACGCAGGAUAAACUGGAGGCGUUUUUUGAAACUUGGAAUGGCCUAGAGAAGAGGAUACGUGAUCCAGGCAUGGUGGUUCUCAACGGUGUUAUGGCAAGGAAUAACGACCUGGAUAAAAAUCAUCCUCUCAUCAAUCUCCAGAUUCUGUAUGAGGGAAAUCCCCCCGCAGCAACAGAAUACGCAACCGCGUUCCGCAAACUCUCCCCCGUAGCAGACUCAACCACAAGAGACAUCCCAUGGGGCAAACUCUUUGAAGUCGGCGGCUUCGGUCUCUCCAGCCCUGUAUGCCGCAAGAACCAGAACAUCCUGGGCUAUCCUAACUCCUUUGACGCGUGGGAUCCAGCAGCCAUGCGUCGCGGGUUCGAAAUCUACACCGAAAUCACGGCGGACAAGACCUUCGCGACGUCGGCGUGGCUGCUGGAGUCGUAUGGGCGGAAGGGCGUGCGGGAUGUUCCUGAGAAAGGGAGUGCGGUGGCGCCGGAGGAGAGGAGAUUCCAUUUACUCACGUCGCCUAUGUUGUGGUGGGAGGGGGAUGGGGAGAGGGACAGAGAGAAGGCGGAAUUGUUUGGGAGGAGGAUGCAGGAGGCUGUUCGGGGGGAGGGGAGGAAGCAUACGUAUGUGAAUUAUGCGAAGGGGGGAGAGGGCAUGAGUGAGGUUUAUGGGUAUGAUGCUGGGAGGAGGGCGAGGUUGAGGGCGUUGAAGGGGAUGUGGGAUGGGGAGAAUCGGUUUGGGUUUUAUAAUCCGAUUGUGUGA
Messenger RNA from Pochonia chlamydosporia 170, 1491 nucleotides. Its product is annotated as 6-hydroxy-D-nicotine oxidase. Gene Ontology annotation, molecular function: FAD binding. The record is from RefSeq and is a predicted model, not a curated record. The transcript is spliced from 4 exons. Lineage: Eukaryota; Fungi; Ascomycota; Sordariomycetes; Hypocreales; Clavicipitaceae. The coding region runs from base 1 to 1491 and encodes 496 amino acids.